GGAAGAGACCAUUCGACGGGCAAAGCUGACCGUAGUAAUAGCCCAAGAGGAAGAGAUUCUUCCCGUAACACAAAAUCGCGAUCUCCACGAAAUAUUCGACAACGGAACAAGCACGCGAUGGGCUCAAAUUUCAAGGGAUCGACGGGAAGCCUUUCAAGUUAUGACGGGAGGUAUGAAGGAAAUAAUUCUGGAGAUCUUUUUGGAGAAUAUAGAGGGUACGGAGGUUUUUCCAGUGAUUCUCAGAUUCAGGGUGUUACGUUAAGGGCCGCAGAAUCAAACUCUGGGAGUUAUACCAGCGGUAUGAAUUAUGUAAGCAGUGACUUCGUUGUUGGGACGAAUCAUACUAGUAGUCUGAUUGCGUCUGGAUCUCAGAUGAGACGAAUCGAGUCAGACCAUGACCAGAAGCGCAAAAAAGUUCGCGUCAAACCGCACAGUGCCUUCCAGAGUGCGACAUUCAUGAACGAAACAGAUCUUUAUCAGUGCAUGAUGGCUGGAUCUAGCAACUUUGUAUUUCUAACUUCAUAUUUGACUCCAAGUACUAAAGCCACUCGUCACGCAAAGGUCUCUCAAGCUGUUCAACGACACUUUGGCUCUCCCAAAGAGGACGGACGAAUCGGGUCUCUACGACUCGAGAUCUUGGGGUGUGUAGGGCUAGAUCGUUUCAAGCCUGAAGUCUCCGUCUAUGCAGUCUGUGGUGACUGUGCCUUCACGACUGACAUUAUUGAAGGAACCCGGUCUCCCAUGUGGCCAAACUCAUCGAAGCGAGCCACAGUCUUUCCUCUUCACCAUGCUUACGCUCGCGCAUUUAUCGGGGUUUUUGAUGUUAAGCAACAGAAAGAAAAAGAGGCUGAUUAUUUAUGCGGCAGGGUGACUAUCGAUAUUGCCUCGUUACGCCCAGAUACGGAAUAUGAUAUUACUUUCCCUUUGCGAGUAUCAUCAUUCAUAUACGACCGAAGGCCUCGAGGGGUUGUUCGUGUUCGGUUCUCUCUCCAUUGGUUCAGCGAGAGAUCUGCCCUUCUAAGUUAUCUCAAACGCCCCCGUAAUCCAUUAGCUUUUUCUAGACAAGCUAAGAAAUUUCCAACAAUUCCAUGUGGGGAUCCAAAAACUUUUCGAAACGUGGCUGUAACUGUACAUGGGCAAGAUUUGUAAGUGAGACAUUGACGUAAAGCAAGGGAACUUUUGUCAAUCCAACUUUUCUAUCACUCAAAGGAAUGAUUUCGUGCUAUUCCAACUAUGAUUCUCUCUCGCUCUUUUCUAACUUCAUUCUACUUCUCCAGCCCAGGAAAAUAUACCCGGGCAGCAUUU
Pseudo-nitzschia multistriata is the source of this 1305-nucleotide messenger RNA. Lineage: Eukaryota; Bacillariophyta; Bacillariophyceae; Bacillariales; Bacillariaceae. The record is from the annotation of a GenBank genome assembly.